This is a messenger RNA of Medicago truncatula (barrel medic), 1755 nucleotides long. RefSeq names its product protein trichome birefringence-like 6. The transcript is spliced from 5 exons. Gene Ontology annotation, cellular component: Golgi apparatus. Gene Ontology annotation, molecular function: O-acetyltransferase activity. The record is from RefSeq and is a predicted model, not a curated record. NCBI's taxonomy places the organism in Eukaryota, Viridiplantae, Streptophyta, Magnoliopsida, Fabales, Fabaceae. The coding region runs from base 228 to 1646 and encodes 472 amino acids.
CACGUGUACACCAGCAAAUAUGAGAACAUUUUAAGAGCUUACUAUAUUAAGUCCUCUCAAAACAGGAAACUAUAUAUUAUUGUAAUCAAUUAUUUAAUUAAUUAUUCCUCUGCAACUUCCUUAUUCUUCCAUUAUCAAAUCGUGCAUGAACCAUAAUGCUACAAAAAAACUCUUAACUGCUAGCAUUGACUUGUUUGUAGCAAACUAACUUUCAUUUUUCAUCAUCAAUGGAGAGACAAAGAAGUUUCUCUUUCAAACCCACUAGACUUUUACUCUUUACAUUCACACUCUUUUCUUCCAUCUUCUUCCUUUCAUCUUUCACUAUCUGGCUCACCAAAUCCACUACUACACCUUCACCAAACACUGUCUCUGUAAAUCUUCAACCUCUAACUGUUCAUUCAUUGACCACCCACAACUUCACUCUACAAAAACUUCCAUCUUUAAUAGAUAACCGUCUUUCUAGAAGCCAAAAUAAUGUUUCAGGAUCCAAAUCUGAAGCUAUAGAAAACAACCAUGUUGGUGCUGCUUCAAGUGUUAAUUCUACCGUAAUGCAUGGUAAUAGAACAAAGGUUGAAGUGAGUAAGAGUAAAGUUUUGAUUUUUAAGAAGGUUGAGGUGAAGAAGAUAGUGAAAGAGUGUGAUUUAACAAAAGGGUAUUGGGUUUUUGAUGAAAGUUAUCCUAUUUAUGCUAGAGAUUCCUGUCCUUUUAUAGAUGAAGGUUUUGAUUGUGAAGGGAAUGGAAGAUUGGAUAGAAACUUUACUAAGUGGAGAUGGCAACCGAAAGAUUGUGACCUUCCAAGGUUCAAUGCAACAAAAAUGUUGGAGUUUAUAAGAGGAAAAAGGCUAGUUUUUGUGGGUGAUUCCAUUAAUAGGAACCAAUGGGAAUCAAUGUUGUGCAUGUUAUUGAGUGCUGUUAAAGAUCCAAAGAGAGUGUAUGAGGCACGUGGAAGGACAAUUACCAAAGAGAGAGGGAACUAUUGUUUCAGGUUUCUGGAUUAUCAAUGUACAGUAGAAUACUACGUGAGUCAUUUCUUAGUUCAUGAAAGCAAAGCAAGAGUAGGGCAGAAACGAAGACCAACUUUGCGAAUUGAUGCGAUUGAUCACGGUUCGUCAAGAUGGAGAGGAGCUGAUAUUUUGGUUUUCAACACAGCACAUUGGUGGUCACAUCACAAAACCAAAGCUGGGAUUUAUUACUAUCAAGAAGGAACUCUAGUUCAUCCCCGGCUAAAUGUUUCUACAGCUUUUUCGAAAGCUAUGAUGACUUGGGCUUCAUGGGUGGACAAACACAUAAAUUCUAAGAAAACCCAAGUUUUCUUUCGAAGUUCGGCACCAUCUCAUUUCAGGGGAGGUAAUUGGAAUUCAGGAGGGCAUUGUACAGAGGCCACUUAUCCUCUUAAUGAAACCUUAAAUACCAUGUAUCCUGAGAAGAAUAUAAUCAUAGAAGAGACAGUAAAGCAGAUGAAAACUCCCGUGACAUGGUUGAAUAUAACUAGUUUGUCAGAAUUUAGGAUAGAUGGUCACCCAUCCAUUUAUGGGAGAAAAACACAAUCCUCAAGAAUUCAAGAUUGUAGUCAUUGGUGUCUUCCAGGGGUUCCAGAUGUAUGGAAUGAGUUGUUAUUUUUUCACUUACAAAAUAGACGAGGGUGAACUUUUCAAAUAGCACCCUAUUCAUUUUUUAUUCUGCAACUGUGUAUACGUAGCUUGUGAAAAUUUCCACUAGUUCAUGAAAAUGAAUGAUUUCAUGCACUUAGCAUAA